This is a messenger RNA of Tuber melanosporum (Perigord truffle), 2381 nucleotides long. RefSeq lists its product as uncharacterized. The record is from RefSeq and is a predicted model, not a curated record. Gene Ontology annotation, cellular component: membrane. The transcript has 9 exons. Bases 135 to 1949 code for a protein of 604 amino acids. Gene Ontology annotation, molecular function: ABC-type transporter activity; ATP hydrolysis activity; ATP binding. Lineage: Eukaryota; Fungi; Ascomycota; Pezizomycetes; Pezizales; Tuberaceae.
AUCGAAGUAAGCUAGUUGCCCGGGAUUCCGGCUUUCGGUGAUUCAUUCACGCUUGACGCCUCUCUUCUAUUUUCAUUCGAAUCGGAUAACCCACUACCGGUAUACCCUUCUGAAGAAAAGAAGUCACAACAAAAAUGAGUGACAACAUCGACUUGGAAGCCCUGCCCAAGGGCGGAGGAAAAGAGAUUUCCCAGUUCUCUUGGAAGGGGCUCACUGUCACGGUUAAAGACUCAAAGACAAAGGAGGCGUUGGAUAUUUUGAAGGAUGUUGAAGGGUGCGCCCAGCCAGGCGACAUGGUUGCCCUCAUGGGCCCCAGUGGAUCCGGGAAGACCACCCUCCUAAAUGUCCUUGCAAGAAGACCCGUUGCAGCGAGUGCCUCCGUGAAGGGCCAAGUCCACCUCGACAAUGCUCCGCUCCAAGCAAAAGCUCUUCGGGAGAUUAGUACUUAUGUUGAGCAAGAAGAUGCGCUCAUCGGUAGCUUAACUGUCCAAGAAACCAUCGAAUUUGCCGCCCGCCUCUCGGGAGCCGAACGCCAUGCUGGCCGUGUAUCGGAGUUGAUCAGAGCAUUUGGAUUGGCGAAGCAAGCGCAUACAAAGAUCGGUACCCCCGUCGCCAAGGGUAUCUCCGGUGGGCAGAAGAGGAGGGUUAGUAUCGCUUCGCAGUUGAUCACUCGACCGAAGAUUUUGUUCUUGGAUGAGCCGACUAGUGGAUUAGACUCAAAGGCGGCAUACGAAGUCAUGUAUAGGAUUCAGCAGGUCGCUCGGGAUGAAAACAUGAUCGUCAUAGCCUCCAUCCAUCAACCGACUACCGCAACAUUCAACCUCUUCUCGCAACUGGUUCUCCUCUCCGCUGGCAAGCUAGUCUACUCCGGCCCGGUGGACCAGGUGGUCCCAUAUUUCUCCACUCAAGGCGUGCCCAUCCCACCACUGACCAACCCGGCAGAAUUCCUUCUAGACGUGUGCAACACAGAUUUCGACAACAGCGCUACAGAUGUUGGCGGGGAGGAAAGCCGGAUCGCAAGACUCAAUCGGCUAAUGGAGGCUUGGUCUCCUAAGAGCUCGGCUACAGAGAUUUCUUCCACUCCAUUCGCGGACUUUGAGGGGGCGUUGAUGUUGUUACAGAGGCUUUGGUUGAAGAGUUAUAGAGAUUUGCUGGCUUAUUGGAUUAGGGUUAUUAUGUACCUUGGCCUAGCAUUCAUGAUGGGCACAGUCUGGCUCCGUCUCGGGCGAGGACAGGAUAACAUCCAACCCUUCAUCAACGCAAUAUUCUUCUCCGGCGCAUUCAUGUCGUUCAUGGCGGUUGCAUACAUCCCGGCAUACCUCGAAGACCACGAGAGUUUCCGCAAGGAGCGGGCGAACGGGUUGUACGGUCCUACAGCGUUCCUGUUGUCGAAUUUUCUGAUUGGGAUUCCGUUUAUUUUCCUAAUAGCCGUCCUCUUUUCGCUCGUAACAGUCUUCCUCUGCAACUUCCGUCAAACACCCGAGCACUUCUUCCGCUACGUCAUGUGGCUAUUCCUCGACCUUCUCGCGGCCGAGUCCCUGGUUGUGCUAAUCUCUAGCCUCAUCCCCGUCUUCGUCGCUGCGCUCGCGAUAACCGCCUUCGCGAACGGCCUCUGGAUGUCCGUUGGCGGUUUCCUCGUCUCCCCGAAGGUGCUAAACGACUUUUGGUAUUACACCUUCUACUGGAUCGAUUAUCAGAGAUACGUUUUCCAAGGGAUGAUGUUUAAUGAGUUUGACGGGAGGGUGUAUAAUUGCGCGAAGGUUGGGGAUGAGUGUCAGUGCAUGUAUCCUAGUGGGUUAGCUGACCAGUGUAAUAUUGAGGGGCGGGGGGUGUUGACGGCGCUUGGGUAUGGGAAGAAGGAUAUUGGACUUUGGAUUGGAGUGUUGAUUGCUGUGACUUUUGGGAUGAGAGGGUUGGCGUGGAUUACUUUGAAGGUCAAGAGAAAUUGAUUGGUUGGUUUAGGGAUGGCCUCCUUGAAUUUCUUCCUUUGUCACCGUCUUGGAAUUUUUUUUCCCUUUUCUUUAUUGAACAGGAAAUAUUCUGCCGUAGUACAAUACAAGUACAAAUACGAGCAUACCUCUAUCUGCGACGUAGGCACUUAUGGCGGGCCUUAUCGGGAAUGAGAGUGCGAUCCAUUGUCGAAGUGUUUUCCAAGAGAUGCCAAACGCAGGCCUGCGUGAAACAAACAGGAGCCAUAUGGUAUAACGGUAGCGUCGCUACGAGCCAUGGUACUCAGAAUCAUGGCUCGAGCUUUCCCUUUUCUCAUCAUAGCUGUAGAGCGGGGAAUUGGAUUCGGAACAUUCGGGGAGGGAACGAGCGACAUGUGAUGUAGUUCUCAAGCCCAAACGUCGGAUAUAUAUACUCGACGUUUGUUUAUAAAG